CAGGCUGCACUACCUACCCAGUAGGAAAAGGUGGGAGCAGGAGGAAGCAGGCUACGUGCAUAAAGAGGCUUGCUUGCUAAGAAGUUGGUUGUAACAACAAGGUGACAGGUUGACAGCCCUGUAUUGCAGGUAUCGGAAGUCUAGCCACUGGCAUGCCUUACAGAAGUAUCAUGAGCACAGAACGUGAGUGCAGAUGAGUGGAGAUGGGUGGAGAUGGGUGGAUAAGGGUGCGCGUGUAAAUGGGUGUAGACGGGUGUAGAUGGGGGAUAUGUAAAGACGAGGGGAGAUGGGGAAGAUGAGGGGAGAUGAAGAGAGGGUGGGGGAGGUGAGGAGAGAUGAAGUGGGGUGAGGGGAGUUGACGGGAGAUGAGGGGAGAUGAGGAAGACGAAGUAAGAUGCGGGGGAUGGGGGGAGACGAGGAUCGAAGGGGGAAGAUGGGGGGAGAAGUGAAGGACGCCAGUGGUAUGCGUGAAGUGAAGGACGUGUAAGAAAGAACCCGUGGCACAGGAUGGAGAAGCAUGCAAACGGAGCAGCACACCACGCAGCACGAUAAGCACAUUCCGCGCACUGGAGAGAGCAUUCAACGCACGUUGGACACUUAGCAGCAGCAGCACACACUCGUCAGCGACGACGGCAACGGCAACGGCAACAGCAACGGCAACGGCAACAGCAACGGCAACGGCAACGGCAAUGGCAACGGCAGCACCAGCACCUCGCGUUUUCCCUCAUCCAGUCUCCUUUCCUCCAUCCGUCAGUCCAUCCCCGAGUCAUCAUCCGGCUGUCUCGCCGCCAUGUCCUCGGCUCUCUGUGCAUCCCCCACCUUCCUCCUCACCCUCCCCUUCACUUUCCUCCUCACCCUCCCCUUCACUUUUGAGUCGACUCAAAAGAAGAGCGCCCAGUCAGUCAAUCCCCGAGUCAUCAUCGGACUGUCUCGCUGCCAUGUCCUCGGAUCUCCUCGCAUCCCCCACUUUCCUCCUCACCCUCCCCUUCACUUUCCUCCUCUGCCCCUCCACACUAUCCUCCUCGUCUGGAGAGUAUCCCCCCACCUCCUCCCCUGCUACACUCGCCCCUCCCUCCCUCUCAGACCCCCCCUCUUCCCCCCCGCUGUGCCUCCCUGCACCUGCCCCCCCCCCCGCAUUGGAACCACCUUCCCUGUCUCGCUGCAGUGCCCCCGACGUUCCUUCCCGUGCUUCCCCCAGCAUUCCUCCCUGCACUACCCCCUACAGACUUGGCUGCUGCUGCUGCUGCUGCUGCUCCUGCACCUGUCUCCGCGUCCGUUGCAGCAGCAGCAGCAGCAGCAGCAGCAGCAGCAGCAGCGGCGGCUUCCCCGGACCUGCUCUGCCAGUCCGGCGCCAUCCAGAGCUCCCGGCGCGAGCUCGGAGCUCCGGGAUAGUCGCUGUCCGAGCCUGAGGUGUAGGUUCGGUCGUCCGCAGCAAAGGCGGCGUCUCUCCAGGCGGCAGCGGAGAGCCCCCCUGGGCCGACGCUGCUAUCUUCCCUACUAUCCUCCUUACUGCCCUCCCUGCUGCCUACCGAUGCUGUCCCAUCCUCUGCCGCUGCCGACGAACUAUCCCCAUCGCCAUGCCCAUGCCCAUGCCCAUCCUUAACGCCAUCUCCAACUCCAGCCGCCAUUCCCACCAGAAUUGCUGCUGGAUUCUGGCCCAUGGGGUUAUGUACGGGCGGUGGUUGAACCCCCAUGCCAUGCGAUGCGUUAUGGAGCGAGAGAGAGGUGUUGGUACGCCCAUUACUCCCAGCACUCACACAUGCAGCAACACCGCUGCUGCCAGCAGCACCAGAAGCAGCAGCGGCAGCAGCGACAGCAGCAGCAGCAGCAGCGGCGCCACCGCCCGCUUCCCCGCCCGCCUGCGCCGCAUGCGCGACCCCUUCCCCUGCGCCUACGUGGCGCCAGCGCGGGCUGCGGUUGGCGGGCGCGCGGAAACCGCCGUUCGCAUGCGCCAUUGCGCGCGUGUGUACUUGCGCUAGUGGCUGCACGGACGCGCGGGAUUGCGCGUGCGAAUGCCCGUGCCCGUGCGCGUGCCCCGCAACACCCGCCACUGUUGCGCCUGCCUCCACCUCAACCCCUACCCCAUUCCCCACGGUUUCCGCCCCCCCUCCCGCACUCCCCCCGGCCCCUGCUCCGCCGUCCUCCCGCUCCUCCUCCGCAAUCCGCCGCAUUCCUACUCCUCCUGCUCCCGCGUUCCCCCCCUGCUCCCGGCGGGCCGCCAUCCGCAUCGAGCGCGUGCGCGAGGACCCGCCAUGCCGCGCGGACGACGUCUGCGACGCAUGCGACACUUGCGACGACUGUGACGACGAUUGUGCGGAUCCCGCGGAGGCUGCCUCGCCGCCCGCAGCUACGGCCGCUAUAGCCGCUGCCGCCGCGGAUUCCGCGUCCAGGCGUCCGCCGCGCCCGCUGGGCCCCGCGGCGGCGGGGAAGCUUGCGCCGCCUGCGCCGCGCUUGUAGUGCGCGGACGCAAAGUGUCCCCCGCGCUUCCCCCAGGGGCCCGCUCCCGCCUUCACGUCCGCCUCGUCGGAUGCGAAGCCGUCGGAGUAGGAGUAGGAGUGGGAGUGGCCCAUCCGGGCGGACGACGAACACGGCGACGCGGGCUCCGAGUCGCCAUCGUCGUCGUCGUCGUUGCCAUGGUGUGCGACGUGGUGUGCGACGUCGCCCGUUACAUCUCUCGCAGGACUACCCUCUCCUCCUCCGUUCGUCGCUUUCUCCUUGUCGUUGAUUCCGUUGACCGCCAUGGGUUCCGAGAGACCGUGGUUGGGGGGGGAGCUGCUACCCCGCGAGCUGAUGGCGAGUCCUGCGACAGCGGUGGCGACGGUAGUCGUCACCAGCGCGUCGUCAACGCUCUGCGACUCCGUGCUCGACGACAUGUCCGGUAAAUGGUCACCUCGCGGACGGAUGGGCACGGGACGGUAGAGAGAUGGGAAAGAUGAAGGGGAGGCGACGACGAGGUGGAAACAGGCUUGCUAGGUCGAAGUCGUUUCAAGGCGCCUCAAAAAUCGGUGGAGAGAUGGAGAAGAUGAAGGGGAGACGACGACAAGGUGGAAAAACAGGUCUGCUAGGUCGGAGGACAAUGGGACACUGGGCUGGAGUAGCGGUUUGAAUGGAUACGCUCGAAACGUUUGACGGGGGUGGUUUCUUCACGGGUUCGCGGUUUAAACUGAUGGGCUUGCUCUCACAUAAGGAAAGAUUCCGAGCGACGCGAAGGCUCUGAGUCUAGAGAGGGCGACGAACUACUGCAUCGCUAGAGAAAAGCACACUCUAGAGGACACGAUCGAGUAGAGGGUUGGUAUGGUAUGGUAUGGUAUGCCCACUUCCCAGUCAACAUAGAGUACAAGAUACCUCUCUGGGAGAAAGCGAUAUCAGUGAAUUCCCACAGAAAGCACAGAGCAGAACCACAGAAAGUGCAGGCAGAGUUCAGGACAUUUCCCCCAGGGUUAGAGGGUCAGGGUGGGAAUUUGGAAAACCCUGGGAAUAUCUUUCCAGUACUGGCAGACUUCAGGAAUUUUUUCCUGCCAGGGUUUCAGUUCAACACAAAAGUCGGCUUGCCGAGGAAAAUGCGACACUGAAGGAUGUAAGGAUUCGUACCAUAACG
Molecule: messenger RNA, 3598 nt
Organism: Closterium sp. NIES-67
Lineage: Eukaryota; Viridiplantae; Streptophyta; Zygnematophyceae; Desmidiales; Closteriaceae
Source: the annotation of a GenBank genome assembly